Molecule: messenger RNA, 3419 nt
Organism: Anolis carolinensis (green anole)
Lineage: Eukaryota; Metazoa; Chordata; Lepidosauria; Squamata; Anolidae
Product: zinc finger protein 135-like
Exons: 3
Coding region: 443-1750 (435 amino acids)
Biological process (GO): regulation of gene expression
Cellular component (GO): nucleus
Source: RefSeq, a predicted model, not a curated record
GGAAGACGAGGGGGAAGAUGGCGGCGCCUGGCCUGGCCUGAGGCCUGGUCUGUGUCUGUGAGGCGGACAAGAUACCUGUGUUCCAAAUAUAUCUGCGUCUCGUGGUGCUAGAGCGUGGUCUCUUCAGUGUCUUCUGAGUCGCUCUGUCUUCUGAGUGCCCAGGGGGAAGACUCACAUCUGGUCUCAGUCCUGCCACUUUUGGACUCUGGCUUGCUGAGAUGUUCUUGGAAAUGAAGACCCUAUGAAGUCACCACAGGCAUGAAAAGAAAAUAUCAAUAUAUAGUGGAGAUUGAGGAAUUUGGAAACCAAAGGGCAAUAAUGAAAGAAAUCCUGAGGGAAGAAAAAAUCCUCUCUAGGUGCCAAUCUUGUGGAACUCAAUUUGGAUUAAAAAGAAAAAGGUAACACUCACGUGUCUGUAUCGCAGUCAAUCAUAACUGUCAACAUGGAGGAGAAACCCUUUACAUGUCUUGAGUGUGGAAAGAGCUUCAGUUGGAGGAGCCAUCUGCUACGGCAUGAAAGGACUCACACUGGGGAGAAACCCUAUAAAUGCCUGGAGUGUGGACAGAGCUUCGGUGAUACUUCAACUCUACGUAGACAUCAAAGGACGCACACUGGGGAGAAAGCCUAUAAAUGCCUGGAGUGUGGACAGAGCUUCACUCAGAGUUCAGGCCUACAUUCACAUCAAAGAACUCACACUGGGGAGAAACCCUAUAAAUGCCUGGAGUGUGGACAGAGUUUUACUCAGAAGGGACACUUACAUACACAUCAAAGGACUCACACUGGGGAGAAACCCUAUAACUGCCUGGAGUGUGGACAGAGCUUCACUCAGAAGGCAAGCUUACAUUCACAUCAAAGGAUUCACACUGGGGAGAAACUCUAUACAUGCCCGGAGUGCGGAAAGAGUUUCACUCAUAGUUCAGGCCUACGUACACAUCAAAGAACUCACACUGGGGAGAAACCCUAUACAUGUCUGGAGUGUGGACAGACUUUCACUCAGAAUUCAGGCCUACGUAGACAUCAAAGGACUCACACUGGGGAGAAACCCUAUAAAUGCCUGGAGUGUGGACAAAGCUUCACGCAUAGUUCACGUCUACGUUCACAUCAAAGAACUCACACUGGGGAGAAACCCUAUACAUGUCUGGAGUGUGGACAGAGCUUCAUUGAUUGUUCAACUCUACGUUCACAUCAAAGAACUCACACUGGGGAGAAACCCUAUACAUGUCUGGAGUGUGGACAGAGUUUCACACAUAGUUCAGGCCUACGUAAACAUCAAAGGACUCACACUGGGGAGAAACCCUAUAAAUGCCUAGAGUGUGGACAAAGCUUCACUCAGAAGGGAAAUUUACAUACACAUCAAAGGACUCACACUGGGGAGAAACCCUAUAACUGCCUGGAGUGUGGACAGAGCUUCACUCAGAAGGCAAGCUUACAUACACAUCAAAGGACUCACACCAGGGAGAAACCCUAUAACUGCCUGGAGUGUGGACAGGGCUUCACUCAUAGUUCAGGCCUACGUAGACAUCAAAGGACUCACACUGGGGAGAAACCCUAUAAAUGCCUGGAGUGUGGACAGAGCUUCAGUCAGAAGGGAAAUUUACAUACACAUCAAAGGACUCACACUGGGGAGAAACCCUAUAACUGCCUGGAGUGUGGACAGGGCUUCACUCAUAGUUCAGGCCUACGUAGACAUCAAAGGACUCACACUGGGGAGAAACCCUAUAAAUGCCUGGAAUGUGGACAGAUAGAAUGAGGCUUUUAGUCAUGUAUCCAUGUCUGUUUGUUCAGUUGUGUGUCUAUGUAGGUAACUCGUUAGUCUGUUUACUUUAAUGUGUAGUUGAAGCAUUAUAUAUAAUUUCUGCCUUUUUGGCAUUGUUGCUUUUAAUAUCUCAUUUUAUUUUUUUAUUUUUUGCAAAAAAAGGGGGAUUUAUAAGGGUCAGAACGGCUGAAACUGGAGGGGUGGGUAGACCUGUUUUUGGCCCAAAAUGGGGUUUAAUGUUUAAUCUAGAGCGCCUUUGAACAUCAUUUCCUUCUUCGGUGUUGGUGGCAUGGGUUUGGAUUCAAUUGUCUUCCUUCAGACGUUAUUAUUCCUAUUAUGCUUUAUACAACAUCUAUUCAUGGCUUUGAUCACCAUCUAUUCUUUUUCACUGUCUUGUCUAUCCCCCAAACCCUUCCAGUGUGUUCUUUUGGUCAUCAGGGUUCUGUGUGCUAAGUUUGGUCCCCAUCCGUCAUUGGUGGGCUUCCGAAUGCUCUCUGGAUGCAGGGUGAACGACAACUCCUACACGGGUGGGUCGGUCCCCAAAACCCUCCAGUAUGUUCUGUUGGUCCUGUGUGCCAGGUUUGGUCCUGAUCCAUCAUUGGUGGGGGUUGCAGAUCCAACGUUGGCUGGAUUCAGUGCUCUCUGGAUAAGGGUGAACUACGACUCCCACAUGCCAAGGUCAACCACCCCCAAACCUCACCUGUAUGCACAGUGGGCCAUGCUGGGUCUUUGUGCCAAGUUUGGUCAUUCGCUUGUUUUGUUCUGAGCCCAAAAGGUUCCUGUUCUUUGGAUGCCGAGUGUUCAGGGAAGAGUGAGGUCCGUGAGAUCCAGGAGGCCCUUCAGAGACCACGUCUGGUUGCUUUGCUGAGAAGUCAUGCAAACACGUUCACACAAACGGGAAGGUUGGAAGAUUUGGUUCAUACAGAUUUUAAGUUAAUAACUUUUAAAAAAUAGAAGAUAAAAUUUGGAAUCUUGAAUUAUUAAGUCUGGAGUUGAAAACAUGACACAAUUCAGACAGUGGUUUGUGACACAACAACAACACUUCUAGUGAACUACAGCUCCCACCAUGGUGGGUCAGUUCCCCCCAAACCCCUCCAGUAUAUUAAGUUAGUCUUGGUGGUCCGGUGUGCCACGUUUGGUCUAUUGUCGGUGGUGGUCCCAGUGUCUCUGGAUGCAGGUGAACUAUAAAUCCCAGUAUCUACAACUCCCAAAGGCCCGCCCAAAGCCUACCAGUCUUCCAAAUUGGCCAUAUCGGGUACGCUUGCCAGGGAUAUCCGCACCAGGCUUAUCUUACCUUUGAUACACAAGCACCCAGGCCGUUCAGGAGACUUUUGUACCUCCCUGCUACUUGUAGAUACUCAUUCAGCUACAAAUGACAAUGUUGCAAAGUUUUGUGCGUACAAAAUGCGCCAGGGGAUGAUGGGUCCCAAAAGUUACCUAUGUCUCCAGUAAUCGUCUCUCUUGGUUCUAUAACUGGCUGAUGGACCUCUGCAUUGUAUGUUUUGCCCUGUUUCCCCUUCCGCUUCCCCCCCCCCCCCCGGUUAUUGUGCUUUAGUAUCUUUAUAUUUUAAAUGUACUAAACUUACCAAGUUUGUAUGUAACUGUGACCUUUAUUUCCUGUGCUGGUCUACGACCGAAAUAAAUGAUGAGUUUUGAAAUUUGA